AUGUACCUGUUGAAGUUGGGAAAGAUCAUGAAUGCCAUCGGUUGGUUGGUUUCCGAUUUGGAAAUCGCUAUACUUGCACCGUUGCUAUUUUCUGUGGUGGGUGCGUACCAAUCCGCACAGAAACCAUCGCCGUCGUUCAAUCCGUUUGAGCAAGCAAAAACAGCAGCAGCAGCUGGGGCAUUGGGUCUUAUUCUUACAACUUCUCAGCCAGUAUUUGCCGAAACCGACGCUGCGGCGCAAAUUUCCCUAAACGCUCUCCCCCCAAACUCUAUUUCCGUUCAAAUUCAGGAUCUUCCUGUUGUUGGUAAGCUUAUUUCUGGUACUUAUACAAAAGUACCAGAUGGUUCCAUAAAAAAUCCUUCGAUUGUGAUCAAGUCUCCAUCGGAUAAAGUCAAGGCCGUCCAGAAUAUUGUCACAAACGGUCACUUGGAGUUCGAUGUAAGUGGUGUCAUUCAAACUCACAUUGAUGUGGACGUGGCAGCCGACAAAGCUGGCGUCGCCAAGGCACGAAUCUCUUCCGGCCUGAUUCCUAAACUACCCUUUCGAAAUCUUGCGUCGUCGGCUGUCGGAAGUCCAACCGGAGGUAAAGAAUCUGCUUGGAAUAUGGUGACAAACAUGGGAAGUGGAGAAACAUAUUAUUACAACGAAAAGACUGGAGCAACCCAGUAUGUGCGGCCCGACAAGUUUUAGCAAUAUCCGCAAUUAUUGGCUUACAGUUAAUCAACUUUGAAAAUGACAC
This is a messenger RNA of Phaeodactylum tricornutum CCAP 1055/1, 739 nucleotides long. RefSeq lists its product with no specific name. The transcript is spliced from 2 exons. NCBI's taxonomy places the organism in Eukaryota, Bacillariophyta, Bacillariophyceae, Surirellales, Neidiaceae. Bases 1 to 690 code for a protein of 229 amino acids. Gene Ontology annotation, molecular function: protein binding. The record is from RefSeq and is a predicted model, not a curated record.